AGGGUUUUCAUACAACGCAGCGCCGCCGCUCUCACUUAUAGCUUCUGAAGAAGAAAGAUGGCUCACUCUAACAUCUGGAAUGCUCACCCUAAGAACUAUGACCCUGGGUCUCGUACCUGCCGUGUCUGUGGGAAUCCUCAUGCAAUUAUAAGGAAGUAUGGACUCAUGUGCUGCAGACAGUGCUUCCACAGCAAUGCUAGGGAAAUUGGCUUCAUCAAGUACCGUUAAAUCUUCAAUAUGAGCUUCUACGAGGACCUCUCUCUGAGUGUGGUGCUGGUGGAUAUCUGGAAUUAGAGUUUUUUAAUUUUCAUCUCCCUUCAGCUAAAUGAUGUAAUGGGAUAAUUUUGAUUUUAUGUUAGCUU
Nicotiana tabacum (common tobacco) is the source of this 362-nucleotide messenger RNA. The record is from RefSeq and is a predicted model, not a curated record. Lineage: Eukaryota; Viridiplantae; Streptophyta; Magnoliopsida; Solanales; Solanaceae.